This is a messenger RNA of Brassica oleracea var. oleracea, 1885 nucleotides long. RefSeq lists its product as uncharacterized. NCBI's taxonomy places the organism in Eukaryota, Viridiplantae, Streptophyta, Magnoliopsida, Brassicales, Brassicaceae. The coding region runs from base 211 to 1686 and encodes 491 amino acids. The record is from RefSeq and is a predicted model, not a curated record. The transcript has 6 exons. Gene Ontology annotation, molecular function: protein binding.
UUUUCUCUCUACCUUUCCCCCUUCCUUUUCUCACUGUCUGUCUUCACUCUUCUGAACCAAAAAAAACUCUGCAAAUCUAAAGAAGUCUCUCUGUUUCUUCUCUCUUUGAUCGAGAAAACCUGAAGAAGAGUCUAAUCCCCGCUCUCACAUUGUCACCAGAAGACUCUGUGUAUGAACUAGAGUUCUUCUUCUUCUUCGUGAAUCGAAUCAAUGGGUAGAGAAGUUCUGGUUGUGGGUAUUCUCAUUCUCCUCUGUUCUGAGUUUGUAUCUUCAGCUCCUUCAGCUAACUCUCCAGCAAAGAUUGUAAGUGGGUUCAUCUCAAAUCACGGCUCUUCACUCAUGAAAUGGUUAUGGUCACUCAAAUCCACCUCCACCAAAACAACAAUUGCAACGAGAUCGAUGGUGAAAUUCGAGAAUGGGUAUACAGUGGAGACGGUGUUCGACGGAAGCAAACUCGGUAUCGAACCAUAUUCGAUUGAGGUUCUGCCUAAUGGCGAGCUGCUUAUUCUUGACUCUGAGAACAGUAACAUCUACAAGAUCUCUUCCUCUCUUUCACUAUAUAGUAGGCCGAGACUAGUUACUGGCUCCCCUGAAGGAUACGCAGGUCAUGUUGAUGGGAGAUUACGUGACGCCAGGCUGAACCAUCCUAAGGGACUUACGGUUGAUGACAGAGGAAACAUAUAUGUGGCUGAUACAGUCAACAAUGCUAUCCGGAAGAUAAGUGAAGGAGGAGUUACAACAAUAGCUGGGGGCAAAACAGCUAGAAAUGGAGGGCAUGUGGAUGGACCAAGCGAAGAUGCAAAGUUCUCAAAUGAUUUUGAUGUUGUGUAUCUUGGAAGCAGUUGUUCCCUGCUUGUUAUCGACCGUGGAAACAAAGCCAUCAGAGAGAUUCAGCUUCAUUUCGACGACUGUGCUUAUCAAUAUGGAAGCGGGUUCCCUCUUGGGAUUGCAGUUCUCGUAGCUGCAGGUUUCUUUGGUUACAUGCUGGCCCUGUUGCAGAGAAGAGUUGGUUCUAUCGUCUCUUCUCAUGAUCAAGAAAUGUUUGAAGCUGAUCAUGAUCAAAAGCCAUCUAGACCGUCUCUGAUUCCAACUGGAGAGGAGCAGCAAGAAAAACAAGACGAAAGCUUCUUGGUUUCCCUUGGGAAUCUCGCUUCGAAUGCUUGGGUUUCUGUUAUGGAGAUCCUCAGAAUAAAGCAGUCAGCAGCCACAACAAACUUUCAGCAGUACCAAACAAAGCAGUCUUCUGCUGCAUUUAGCACAACAGCUCCAUGGCCUAUUCAAGAGAGCUUUGUGGUCAGAGACGAGGACGAACCUCCUCCUGUUGAGCACAAGAACCAAACUCUAAGAAAGACUUAUGCUUUUAUGUCUAAAGACGCGGAGAAAAUGCAGCAGCUGCGUCAGAGCCGUGCAUUCUACAGUAGCAGCUGGGAACCUGAGUUCCCAAAUCAGCAGCAGCAGCAGCAGCAUAGAAGGCAUUACUCGUCGAUCCCGCAUACUCACUAUGAGCAGAACAGUGAGCAGACUAAUGAGAUAGUCUUUGGGGCGGUCCAAGAACAGAGCAGCAAGCGUGCAGCUAAGCCUAAGGAGUCAGGAGAGCAGAUUAAUAACAAUAAUAAUACUCAACAGAAUCUUCACUACAGAGCUCAUUCUGUUAGUUACCCAUAUGGAUACUAUCCAUAUACAUGAAAAGUCUUAUGGUUCUGUGAGAUUAUCAGUCUUAUUGAAUAAGAUUAUGGAGGGAGAUUAUUACAAAUUUUGGGUAUAGGUUGUGUUUUAAAAUUUAUUGGGAGGGAGAUUUGGAGUACUUAGAUGUUCUUGUCUUGUAAGAGAAGUUGCAGACUUUGAUUGUAUUAUAUAUAAAAAAAAUAUGGUCUUUGUGAGAAAA